GGUCACACUUCUACGUGAAGUUAUCGAUGUUUAUAUCGAAUUUGGCGCCCUCCGUUGGAAUUUAAACUUUAUAAAAUUUUAUUCGAAAAUAUAAGUGCUUUAAGCAAUAAGCGCGAAGCAGCGAAUAUCUCUAUCCUGUUGUUUGGGUUGUGAUAUUUAGUGCAUUUACUUUUUGCUUUUCCUUGAACCAUUCAUGCGAUCUAGAUUGAGAGACGUUCUUACAAUUAUAUUGUGUGUAUUGUAUAUUAAUCCAGACAAAAUGUAGUAUCAAUAAAUAAAAUCGAACGACGCUGGCAGCGACAUCGACUAGUCCAGCCCUAUAUAAGCUCGUCGAAAAGCACUUGAAAACAAAUUCGAUCCGAAUCUCAAUUGAUUAGUACAUCAAAGAAAACGAGCACCCCGAAAACUACUGAAAAUGAUGCAGAUCAAGUUCCUCUUCACCUUCCUCGCUCUUCUGUUGCUGGUCGUCCUGGGCGCCAAGGAAGCCGAUGCCGACUGCCUGUCCGGAAGGUACAGAGGUCCCUGUGCCGUCUGGGACAACGAGACCUGCAGGCGGGUUUGCCGGGAGGAGGGACGAGGACGAGUGAGUGGUCACUGCAGUGCCAGGCUGCAAUGCUGGUGCGAAGGAUGCUAAACUUCCCCGAAACUGGAUCACUUCUAUGAACUCAGCAUGAAUUUGUAUCAAUCCCAAAAUCCAAUUUCCUAAUUAUUCACAUUUAUUGAAAAUAAAAUCAAGUCAAG
Drosophila simulans is the source of this 741-nucleotide messenger RNA. Its product is annotated as drosomycin. The record is from RefSeq and is a predicted model, not a curated record. Lineage: Eukaryota; Metazoa; Arthropoda; Insecta; Diptera; Drosophilidae. The transcript has a single exon. Gene Ontology annotation, biological process: defense response. The coding region runs from base 416 to 634 and encodes 72 amino acids.